This is a messenger RNA of Closterium sp. Yama58-4, 498 nucleotides long. The record is from the annotation of a GenBank genome assembly. NCBI's taxonomy places the organism in Eukaryota, Viridiplantae, Streptophyta, Zygnematophyceae, Desmidiales, Closteriaceae.
AUGUGGUGUCGCCUGAGACCUAUCGGAAGAGGCAACGAUGGCGGGGAGGGCGACGAAAGCAAUGAAGGCGAGGAAGGCGAGGAAGGCGACGAAGGCGACGAGGGCGAGGAGGAGGACGAGGGGGACGAGGGGAACGAGGGGGGCGACGAGAACGAGGGGGAAGAGGAGGACGCAAGGGAUGAGGGGGAGGUGGGGGAUGAUGGGGACGAGGGGAACGAGGGGGACGAUGAGAACGAGGGGGAAGAGGAGGAUGCAGGGGAUGAGGGGGAGGAGGGGGACGAGGGGGACGAGGGGGACGAGGGGAACGAGGGGGACGAGGGGGACGAGGGGGACGAGGGGGAAGAAGAAGAAGAAAUGGUGAACCAGGCUAUGAAGGAAGCAGCUGGGGAAGAAGAUGAACUUGAUGAAUGUACGGAAUCGGAUGCUAGUGCAUACGCUGUGAGAGGGCUGCGAAGGCAUCGUGUUCAAGAAGCAAGUCGUGGGACGACCGUGGACUAG